Molecule: messenger RNA, 1161 nt
Organism: Capronia epimyces CBS 606.96
Lineage: Eukaryota; Fungi; Ascomycota; Eurotiomycetes; Chaetothyriales; Herpotrichiellaceae
Product: 5-methyltetrahydropteroyltriglutamate-homocysteine methyltransferase
Exons: 1
Coding region: 1-1161 (386 amino acids)
Molecular function (GO): zinc ion binding; 5-methyltetrahydropteroyltriglutamate-homocysteine S-methyltransferase activity
Source: RefSeq, a predicted model, not a curated record
AUGCCGCUUCCCACCGGCGUCUACCGCGCCGACCAGGUCGGAUCACUUCUCCGGCCGCGCGAGAUUCUAGAGGCGCGCGAGAAGGUGGCGGCAGGAAGCUUGUCUCAGGCGGAACUUCGCCAACUGGAAGACAAGCACAUUGCCGACGUGGUGCGCAAACAGCUGCAGGCCGGACUGCGGUCGAUCACUGACGGAGAAUUCCGGCGGGCGUACUUCCACCUGGAUUUCUUGCAACACUUCGACGGGGUCGAGGUGCAAGGCAGCCUGACGUCGACCAACAAAUCAAAGGGCGGGUGGAUGCCGCCUCGGCUCGUGGUGACGGGCAAACUGGGCCACAGCAAGCCGAUCCAGGUCGACGACUUUUUGUUCUUGGAGCAACAGAUCGCGGCGGCGCGGGCGGAAAGCAGCAGCAGCAUCUCCGGCCCGGUGACGACCAAGGUAGCGAUCCCCAGUCCGACCAUGGUGCACUUCCGCGGCGGGCGCGACACCAUCGACCGCACGGCGUACCCGUCGCUGGACGAGUUCUUCGACGACCUGGCGCGCGUGUACCAGGAGGAGCUGCAGGACCUGUACGACGCCGGGUGCCGGUUCGUGCAGCUGGACGACACCAACCUGGCGUACCUGUGCGACGAGAAGAUGCGGAGCGACGCCGAGUCCCGCCACGGCAGCGACGGCCAGGCCCUGGCGCGCCAGUACGCCGACCUGAUCAACCGGGCCAUCGCCAAGCGGCCGCGCGACAUGACGGUCGGCAUCCACCUGUGCCGCGGCAACCACCGCAGCCAGUGGUUCGCCCAGGGCGGCUACGAGCCCGUCGCCGAGGUGCUGUUCAAGCAGCUCGACGUCGACGUCUACUUUCUCGAGUACGACGACGCCCGCAGCGGCGACUUCAGCCCGCUCCGCCACCUGCCCGACCACAAGGUCGUCGUCCUCGGCGUCAUGUCCAGCAAGACCGGUCUUCUCGACCAGAAGGACGCCAUGAUCCAGCGCCUGCACGAGGCCGCCAAGUACUGUCCGCGCGGCCUCGACCAGCUGUGUCUGAGCCACCAGUGCGGCUUUAGCAGUACCAUGGAAGGCAACGAGUUGACCGACGACCAGCAGUGGGCUAAGAUUCGGUUGGAGGUCGAGAUUGCAAAGGCUGUUUGGGGGGGUGCACAGUCAUAG